UUGCACCAUCCAACACAAAACCCAGCUCGACAAUGUCGUCUAAGCACUUGCUAGCGUUUCUCAUUGGAGUGGUGUUUCUCACCACUUCAACCUUCGCGAAUUACUAUCAGCCUCCAACCUAUAAGCCACCGGAAAAGCCUCCUGUGUACAACCCUCCACCAAUUGAGAAGCCCCCUGUCUAUAAACCUCCGGUAGAAAAGCCCCCUACCUAUAAGCCUCCUGUUGAGAAACCACCAGUUUACAAGCCACCAGUUUACAAGCCUCCAAUUCAGAAGCCACCAGUUUACAAGCCUCCCGUGGAAAAACCCCCAGUUUACAAGCCACCUAUUGAGAAACCACCCGUUUACAAGCCACCCGUUGAGAAACCACCCGUUUACAAGCCUCCGGUUGAGAAGCCACCCGUUUACAAGCCUCCGGUUGAGAAACCUCCUGUUUACAAACCACCCGUCGAGAAGCCUCCUGUUUACAAGCCUCCCGUCGAGAAGCCUCCAGUUUACAAGCCACCCGUCGAGAAGCCACCCGUUUACAAGCCUCCGGUGGAGAAGCCACCCGUUUACAAGCCACCUGUUGAGAAGCCACCCGUUUACAAGCCUCCGGUGGAGAAGCCACCCGUUUACAAGCCACCUGUUGAGAAGCCACCCGUUUAUAAGCCCCCUGUGGAGAAGCCACCGAGCUAUCAACCACCACCUUAUGGUCACUAUCCUCCAUCUACAACCAAAAACUGAGUAUCCCAUGAUUUUUAGCCUAUCUUGUUACUCAUAAAAUAAAAGCAUGUUUUCUCUCAGUUUGUCACCAAUUGUUGUUUAGUAUUUUAUCUUUUUCGUAAUACCUCUGGCUUUGCGGUGUGUAUCGUGCAUGGCUAUUAUGGCUACAGACGAAUUGUAGUCUCCCAAAUGAAAUAUUGAUUAUUUAUAAUAAAGUUGUCUGAUUUGGCCUGGUCUCC
Neltuma alba is the source of this 943-nucleotide messenger RNA. Its product is annotated as repetitive proline-rich cell wall protein 2-like. The coding region runs from base 33 to 725 and encodes 230 amino acids. Lineage: Eukaryota; Viridiplantae; Streptophyta; Magnoliopsida; Fabales; Fabaceae. The transcript has a single exon. The record is from RefSeq and is a predicted model, not a curated record. Gene Ontology annotation, molecular function: structural constituent of cell wall.